Bipolaris sorokiniana ND90Pr is the source of this 1396-nucleotide messenger RNA. RefSeq lists its product as uncharacterized. NCBI's taxonomy places the organism in Eukaryota, Fungi, Ascomycota, Dothideomycetes, Pleosporales, Pleosporaceae. Gene Ontology annotation, biological process: proteolysis. The transcript is spliced from 4 exons. The coding region runs from base 28 to 1248 and encodes 406 amino acids. Gene Ontology annotation, molecular function: serine-type endopeptidase activity. The record is from RefSeq and is a predicted model, not a curated record.
GGUCCACACGCCUUGCCUUCGUUCACAAUGCGCUUUUUCACUCGUUUCACCGCGCUGGUUACAGCCGCAGCUCCAUUCGUUGCUCUUGCUGCUCCCGUCGCAGCACCUCCAGCGGAUGACAUUAUUCCUGGAAAAUACAUAGUCCAGUUGAAGCCUGAUACAGAUGUCGCAGCGGUCGCUGCUCACCACCACAAAGUGCGCAGCAUCCAUGCCCGCAACCUGGCCCGACGAGGUGACAAUUCUCCAGCUGGUGAGCCAGUGGAGCGCGAGUACGGCUUCGGCGACUUCAAAGGGUAUGCUGGGUCUUUCGAUGAAGCAACCAUCGAAGAGUUGAAGACUCUGCCAGAGGUCCUUGUAGUUGAGCCAGAUUUCAUCAUGAGAACUUCAGCAAUUGUGUCUCAGGCAAGCCCACCAUGGGGCCUUGCUAGUAUCUCCUCCCGCACGCCUGGAGCCACCUCUUAUGUCUACGACGAUAGUGCGGGCCAAGGCACCUUUUCCUACGUGAUAGACACUGGUGUUCGCAUCACCCAUCAGGACUUUGGCGGACGAGCCAUCUGGGGAUUUAAUGCCGUAAGAAACAGUCCUAAUACUGAUGAAGAUGGCCAUGGAACUCACGUUGCUGGAACUGUUGGCGGUACCAAAUAUGGUGUUGCCAAGAAAACCACUAUCAUAGCUGUCAAGACCUUCGGUGGUAGCACAGGAAGUGCAUCAGAUGUCUUCGCAGGGUUUGACUGGACGGUCAACGAUAUUGUCUCCAAGAAUCGACAAAACACUGCCGUCAUCAACAUGUCGUUCGGUUCAUCUGCCUCUACAACGUGGGACAAUGCCAUUGCUGCAGCUUGGAACAAAGGUGUAAGCAUGGUCGUAGCAGCAGGAAAUGAAGACGGACCCACCUCCGGUCGCUCGCCAGCUCGCUCUCCCGAAGUCAUCUGCGUCGGAAACGUCCAGAGCAACAACAGGAGGCUCAGCGGUGGAGGUGGCUCUAACUACGGCCCUGAAGUGGAUAUCUUUGCUGCUGGCACCCUCAUCGUCUCUGCAUCCCAUCUGAGCGACACAGGAACAACUUCUAAGAAUGGUACCUCUAUGGCGGCUCCUCACGUAGCUGGUCUGAUCUCAUACCUCCGUGGUCUCGAGGGUCCUUCGACUGCGGCGGCCGUUAAGGCGAGGGUGUACCAAUUGGCCACGCCUGGUGUCGUGACAGACACAAUGGGCUCAGCCAAUCUGUUGGCAUACAACGGUAACAAAUAAUCGUAUCUUUAACGAAUGGGGAUCUUAGAACCGUGGUAAUCUACGAUUGUAUGAUUGGGAUGUAAUCUCUUUCUUGGCUUGACCCCUUUCCUGUACAUAUUAUAUGUUGAAUACCACUUAUCCGAUGUUAUUCAAGUCACCUUCCAUG